AUGAGUCAAGCUCAUAUUCAAGAUUAUGAACAUAUUGCUUCUCAUAUCAGUGAAUAUAUUGACGAAGGUAAUUUCUUUGAUGUAUUUGAAAUAGAAGACAUCAAAAAGAUCAUGAAAAUUUCAAAUUUUACAGCAAAUGGCUUCAUUGCUCUUCUUGAGCAGUCACAUCCUACUAUCAAUGCAAAUAAAUUAUAUGCUUGUACUCGAAAUGCUAAUAUUUAUAUUCAAAACUUUGAAGAUGUUAUUUCAACACUGAAAUCAAUCAAAAAGUACAUGAAACUCAGAAUACUUAAUAGUAUUGUUGACUUUUUAGAUUCCAAAGGAAAAGAAAUAUACGAUUCUACAGAGAAAAUCCAAAAACUUCAAACAGAGCUAAACGAAAUUCCAAAAAAAAAAAGUGACAACGAAAUACAAUCACUUCAAUCUCAACUCAAUCAAAUCAAUGAAGAAAGCAACAAAUUAAAAGAAAAACUCAAUGAAAUGGAAAGUAACACCAAUCAAGCCGAUGAAACAAUUUUAUCAAAAAUUAAAGAGCUAAAGGAAUCAGAUGAUUUCGAAAGUAUCUACAAUUUCCUUGAUGAGCUUUCAUCUCAAGGAAAUCGAAAAAUGAUUUCAAAAGCAUGUGAAGAAGGACUUUGGAAGAAGACAACUACUGUACAUUUUCGAGAUGAUGGUGAUGAGUUUGAUGAAAGGAAUGUACUUCAUGUAGCAAGUAAUAAAGGAAAUCUCAAACUUGUCAAAUCUCUCAUUGAAUGCGGCUGUGAUAAAGGUACAAAGAGUUCACGUGGCUUGACUCCACUCAAUUAUGCAUCAUGGCAUGGUCAUAUUGAAAUUGUUAAAUAUCUUAUCUCUAAUGGAGCUGAUAAAGAAGCAAAGGAUAAUGCUGGAUCUACUCCACUCAUUUAUGCAUCAUCUAAUGGUCAUCUUGAAGUUGUUAAAUAUCUUAUCUCUGUUGGUGCUGAUAAAGAAGCAAAGAAUAAUGAUGGAUGGACUCCACUCAUUUGGGCAUCAAGAAAUGGUCAUCUUGAAGUUGUUAAAUAUCUUAUCUCUGUUG
Trichomonas vaginalis G3 is the source of this 1054-nucleotide messenger RNA. RefSeq names its product histone-lysine N-methyltransferase family. NCBI's taxonomy places the organism in Eukaryota, Parabasalia, Trichomonadida, Trichomonadidae. The annotation marks the transcript as partial. Gene Ontology annotation, molecular function: protein binding. The record is from RefSeq and is a predicted model, not a curated record. The transcript has a single exon.